AUGGCACGCCUAACUGCCUCCCUGCUGGCCCUCUCCAGCCUCCUGGGCUCGGGAGCAUCGGCGCCGACCAACAUCACCUCCGAGACGGUUAGCGUUCACUGGCUCGGCAACGCUCCCAACCAGACCAUCGGCACCACCUUCGGCCUGCCCUGGCCUAAGGGCAAGUACGACGCCAAGAAGACCGACUUCACCAUCUCGGGUGGCAGCGGCGAGAGUCUGCCUCUCGAGUCUUGGGUCAAUGCCUACUGGCCCGACGGCUCCAUCAAGUGGAGUGGCCACGCCAUCGGUGCCUCCGACAGCCCGUCCGGCGAGUACACCGUCACGGCCUCCGGAUCCCCCGCCAGCAAUUCGACAUGCGCGAGGCGUGCCAAGAGGGCUGCCCAGGCUACAGCUCUGACCGUGUCCGAGUCGGACGACAGCGUCGACGUUGAUACGGGCAAGAUCGCCGUCUCCUUCCCCAAGAAGGGCAGCUCCAUCAUCAGCAGCAUCGAAACCGCUAACGGCAACACUGUCGGACGCAACGGCAAGCUCGUCCUCCACUCCCAGUCUGCCGUCAACGAAGACGCCCAGGACCGUGGCAAGACUGCCAUUGACUACCACAACUUUGAGAGCGACAUUCACAAUGUGACCGUCAGCGAGGAGAACACGGUUCGCACCCUCGUCACCGUUCGUGGCGCCCACCAAGCCAGUGGCGGAGACAGCCACGUCGACUGGCUGCCUUUUGUCCUGCGUUUCUACCUCUACGCCGACUCUGAGGCCAUUCGCCUCGUCCACACCGUCAUCUACGACGGCAAGACCGACCAAGACUUUAUCAGUGGUCUCGGCAUCCGCUUCCAGGUGCCCCUCAAGGGUGAGGAGGUGUACAACCGCCACGUCAGGCUUGCUGGCCCCGACGGCGGCCUUCUGAGCGAGGCUGUCAGGGGUAUUACCGGUCUCCGCCGUGACCCUGGCGCCACCGUGCGUACCGCCCAGUUCGAGGGCCAGAAGACUCCUGACAUCGGCACCUGGGACACUCGUGUCUCGUCGAGGAUGCAGUGGAUCCCCGAGUGGAACGACUUCAGUCUGUCACAGCUGUCGCCUGACGGUUUCACCCUGAAGAAGAGGACCAAGGCCGGCCAGAGCUGGGUCACUAUCCCUGGCGCCACUCGUUCCGGGGGUCUCGCGUAUCUCGGCGGCGCCACCGCUGGUGGUCUUGCCGUCGGCCUCCGCGACUUCUGGAAGCGCCACCCUACUGGUCUCGAUAUCCGCAAUGCGGCCGCUGAUGAGGGAGAGAUCACCCUCUGGCUCUACAGCCCCGAAGGAUCCCCUCUUGACCUGCGCCCCUAUCACGAUGGCCUCGGUCUGGACACGUACGCGAAGCAGCUCGACGCUCUUGAGAUCACCUACGAGGAUUGGGAGCAGGACCUCGAUACCCCUUACGGUAUUGCUAGGUCCAGCGAGGUCUUCCUCUUCGGCUUCGAGUCCACUCCUUCUCGCGACGAGCUGUCUGACCUGACUACCUACAUCAACAAGCCCCCCGUCCUGGUCCCUAAGCCCGAGACAUUCCACGAGUCUGGCGCUGUCGGCUCCUACUGGGGUCUGCCCGACACCUCGUCGCCGUCUGCCGCCGUUCUUGAGGGACACCUUGACUUCCUCCUCGACUUCUACUUCAAGCAGGUCGAGCAGCGUAGGUGGUACGGCUUCCUUGACUAUGGUGAUGUCAUGCACACCUACGACGUUGACCGCCACCAGUGGCGCUACGACAUUGGUGGCUACGCCUGGGAUAACUCUGAGCUGUCCCCAGACCUCUUCAUCUGGCUCCAGUUCCUCCGCACCGGCCGUGAGGACGUCUACCGAUUCGCCGAGGCCAUGACCCGCCACACCGGUGAGGUUGAUGUCUACCACAUUGGACCUCUCAAGGGCCUCGGCACCCGCCACGGCAUCCAGCACUUCAGCGACAGCGCCAAGCAGGCCCGUAUCUCGACGGCGCAGUACAGGAAGUACUUCUACUAUGUCUCGGGCGGAGACGAGCGUAUCGGCGAAAUCCUCGAGGAGACUCUGGAUGUCGAUCAGACCUACGCCAAGCUCGACCCCAACCGCAAGGUUCGCGGUGACGGCGUUAAACCCACCGAGACUGCGGCGCCCAUUGGCCUUGGCACUGACUUCUCCGGCUUGGCUGCUGGGUGGCUCGUUGAGUGGGAGCGCCGCGGUCCCCGCUACGAGGAGGCCCUGACCAAGCUCACUAAGGUCGCCUCCGGCAUCGCCAGUCUGAAGAACGGCUUCGUCUCCGGCUCUGCCAUCUACAACCCCACAAACGGCGAUCUCAGCCCCCCUCCCGCCGACCCCGACAACAGCGGCAACGUCGCCAUCUCUCAUCUUUCUUCUGUCUUUGGUCUCGUCGAGGUCAUGGCCGAGCUGACGGACCACUGGGGCUCUGACGCUCCCGAGGGCUUCGAGCAGGCAUGGCUCGACUACUGCUACUACUACAGCGCCAGCAACGCCGAGCAGGCUGCCCGCUACGGUACGAACUUUGGCCGCGGCAACCUUGUCCAGGCUCACUCUCGCCUGACGGCCUAUGCCUCUCACAAGACGGACAACUCCAGCCUUGCCGCACGCGCUUGGGCCGAGUACAACCGCGAUGGUCUGCGCGCCAACGCCCCUUGGGCCAGCGUCAGACUCGAGGGCAGCGCCGUCCUGCACCCCAUUGAUGAGGCCGCCUUCAUCAGCACCAACGACUUUUCUCAGUACGGCCUGGCCACGAUCCAGAACCUUGCCCUCGCUCGCGAGGCUCUUCCUUGA
This is a messenger RNA of Verticillium nonalfalfae, 2778 nucleotides long. RefSeq lists its product as uncharacterized. Bases 1 to 2778 code for a protein of 925 amino acids. The transcript has a single exon. The record is from RefSeq and is a predicted model, not a curated record. Lineage: Eukaryota; Fungi; Ascomycota; Sordariomycetes; Glomerellales; Plectosphaerellaceae.